UAAAAUUAAGUCACUCUAGGAGUUGAAUGUUCCAGAGCAGACUAUGCCAACACAUCUAUGAACAGAUGACAGGCCACUGGAGCUCUCUGGGCAAAGAGGGAACCAAGCAGAGAAGUAUCACCAGAACAAGCUGGAGCCCAAGGAAGAAGGGGGAAAUGAGAUUUCUCUGAAGAUAAGCAAGAUAAACAAGAGUGGGUACCUUCCUGUGGCUUUCUAUCUUCGCACCCUAAUCACUCCCAACCCCCUCACAAUGAGCCUGUGCCUAACUCCUCUCCCAGACAAAGAAAUCAAGAACAUUCUUUAAGACCUAGGUAACUCUCUUCCAGGGUUCUGCCAAAGUAGGACUCUUAACACCGACCUCUUGAAUUUGGGAAUUCAAGAAAAAGUUUGGUGAGGGGUAGAGGGUGUCUCCCCCAUAAGAAAUCUCAAAGAGCUAGAAACCUGGAGUCCAGUGCAGGCAGGCCCUGUCUGCACUCACGGAUGCCCUGUGCCAGUCGCUGCUCAGAGCAGGUUACAAACUGCCUGUCUAGUAAAGUCCUAGGUAGGGUAAAGGGUCCACUGCGCUAUGGUCCGCGGCCGCGUGGGGCGCUGCGAGAACUGCUGUUAAAGCCCCGUUGCGGGCGCGCGCGCUCAAAGGGAGGCCGGCCGCUGCCCGCGCCGGUGUCUCCGGUUGCCGGGCCAAGGCUCACCCGACUGCCCGGCCCCGGAUCCAGGCUCCACGAGUCGCUCUCGGCGCGCGGUCCAUGUGCCCCGGGCUCGAACCUCGGACGUGCACCUGAGAGUUCGGCCGGAGGGUGGGUCCAGGCCCAGCGGAGACAUGGGGAAAUUUCAGUCCAAGCACGCCGCAGCAGCCUGCAAGAGGAGAGAGAGUCCCGAAGGGGACAGCUUCGUGGUGUCAGCGUACGCGAGUAGUCGCAAAGGAGCGGAAGAGAACGACCGGCGCGCGGGCAGUGGUGUGGAACACCGCGCACGGGACAAGCAGGAGCUGCCCAAUGGAGACCCUAAGGAGGGGCCUUUCUGGGAAGACAAGUGUUCUCUAGAAGUUGUGCUGCCCCCUGAGAAGACUGAGGGCCAUGAGGGCCAGGGCCAUCUCUUCAGCUCAGAUGAUGGGGAGAAGGCAGCAAGCCGUGAGGGUCCACUAAGACUCGGCAAGAAGCACUUGAACAUUGACGCACUGCAGUGUGACGUCUCAGUGGAAGAAGACAACCGCCAAGAGUGGACAUUCACACUGUAUGACUUUGACAACAGUGGGAAAGUCACCAGAGAGGACAUGUCCAGCCUGAUGCACACCAUCUAUGAGGUGGUCGACGCCUCUGUCAAUCACUCCUCGGGCAGCAGCAAGACCCUCCGAGUGAAGCUAACUGUCAGCCCUGAACCCUCCAGCAAGAAGGAAUGUCCUAUCACUGGCCAAGACCGGGAGCCCGUCCGUGGCAGAACAGAGAGUGAGCUCACAGAUGACCCCCGAGUGGCUGACAGAAGGCUGUCUGCCUACAGCAGGAAGCCCAAUGCCGAUCCCCAGCCCUGCUCUGUGCGAGUGCCCUACUGUGUGGACGAGAACACGGAGCGGAGAAACCACUACCUAGACCUUGCUGGCAUCGAGAACUACACGUCUAAGUUUGGUCCUGGGUCACCACCUGAGCAGGCCAGGCAAGAACAUCAUGGCAGGGCCACACACAUUCCAAGCAGGUCCCGAUCACAGGAGUCGGAUGCCCAUGCUGUACACCACCGCAGGUCUCAAGUCCUGGCUGAGCAUGUCGUACCAGCUAAUGAGCCUGCUACCCGGGCCCUGGCUGCACAGCCCCGGCUGAAGGGGCAGGAGAAGCAGUUCCUCAGGUCUCCCAAGGGUCCAGGAAAACCUCUUGGGGCACCAAGCAGCAGCAAGCCAGGGAAAGCGCUCAGCUAUUGCCUGCAGGCUGUGCCACUGCCUCAGGGUGCUCAGGACAGCCACCAUCUUCCUCAGCCCCCACCACAGCCUCCACCACAGCCCUAUGGUCACAAGCGGUACCGGCAGAAAGGCAGAGAAGGCCACUCACCACUUAAAGGGCAUGGCCAGCCUACCAUGGUGGAGCAUGAAGUGGUACGGGACCUGCCUCCCAUGUUGGGGCCUGAGGGCUACGUGGUACCUGUGAUCCAGAGGCAUGAACACCACCAUCACCAUGAACACCACCACCAUCACCACCACCACCACUUCCACCCAUCCUAGCACCCAAACAAGCACUCUGCCCAAAUGCCCUUGGGGACACAGCAGGUGCUGGCAUGUGCCCAGUAGAGAGUACAGCAUCUCCUUCCUGGCCCAACAGCAGCUGCAGAUGUCAAGUGGGUACCAGGGAGAUGGCACCAGGCUGGUAUUUGUGGACUAAGCUACCUUUCUCCAUGCCAUUUGAUACCAGUACAUUUGAUGCAGCAGGUGAUUAGCAGUAACAUGUGCUCCUGUCUGGUCCACAAAGCCCAUACAUGAGGGCACAAGAUAUCUGUUCCCCAUUUUGCUGCAGGGUGGCCAUGGGAUGUUUGAGGGACUGUGCCUGGACAUUCUUUGUAUCCUCGUGGUUCUUUGACCUUUGGGUACCUGAAUGAGAAAGGCAAUGCUUUCUGUGACAUUUAUACGUUGUAAAGUCAGCAGGCUGGGCUUGGAAAGUGGUUCUUCUUCAGUGUACAAAGCAGAACAAAGAGGCCGGAGUAUCAGCAAAUGUGGAGGGGGCACGAUUGAGCAGAGGGGCAGGGUGAUGUUCAGUGGGCAGCUUGAGGCUUGGUGUCCAGAGCUUCUAGCAUACUAGGUAGAUGUGGAUAAGACCCAGACAGGUUAGGAUGAGAUGGAUCAGGUACUAUGCUGAAGGUCCCCAUCCAGGCUGUGCAUAGCCAAGUGACACUUAGGUGUCCCUCCAAAGGUAUGGGGGCCUCAACAAGCCAUGAUCUUUGUGGUUCUACCAACAGGACAUACCAAGGGGAACUUUUUACCCCUUGUGAGUUUGUGCAGGUGGUAUUAUGCCUUCUUGGCGUAAUAGAAGACUGUGUGUUCUGUAACAUGGAAUACAUACCCUUGUAUUAAAAACACUUUUUUGAGAGCUGU
Arvicanthis niloticus (Nile rat) is the source of this 3067-nucleotide messenger RNA. The record is from RefSeq and is a predicted model, not a curated record. NCBI's taxonomy places the organism in Eukaryota, Metazoa, Chordata, Mammalia, Rodentia, Muridae.